AUGGCAUCAGAGCCGAAUGAAGCAACUCGACUACUGAAUAAUCAGAAUACACAGGGACAAAUAAGAAAUGGUAGGCUCUACGUUGCAACCUUUUCAGCUGUUUUGGGCAGUUUUAUUUUUGGAUAUUCCAUGGUACUUCCCUCUGCGGUGAUCCCACAGCUUCAGAGGGAAGAUGAUCCACGUCUGCACAUGGACAUUCAUCAGAUUUCCUGGUUUGGGUCUAUUUUUGCAGUUGGAACUAUAGUAGGAGGGUUAAUCGCCACUGGGAUGAAUGACAAAGUUGGAAGGAAACACAGUAUUAUGAUAUCCGUAAUUCCCUCUAUCGCCGGGUUUCUCAUGAUGGCAGCAGCAAAGGAAUGGUUGUUGCUUCUCCUGGGCAGAUUGCUCACAGGCAUUGCUGCUGGCAUCACAGCCAGCUCCAUUCCUGUCUAUGUGUCAGAGAUUUCACAUCCAGGUGUCAGAGGAUUCCUGGGAUCCAGUUCUCAGAUCAUGAUGGUCAUCGGAGGUCUGGCACUCUACGCUCUUGGCUUGGUUUUGCCAUGGCGGUGGCUGGCUAUAGCUGGCGAAGUUCCAGUUCUGAUUAUGCUCAUCCUCCUGUGCUGCAUGCCAAACUCCCCACAUUACCUCAUGAGCAACAACAAAUGGGACGAAGCCUCCAGAGCCCUCCAAUGGCUCAGGGGCCCUGAUUCAAAUUGCACUACUGAACUCAAUCAGAUUGUGCGUACUCUCAAUUCCCAGGUUCGAAUGCAGUGGUCAGAUCUUAGGAGUCCAUUCUACUACAAGCCGAUCUUGAUCUCUGUGUUUAUGAGAAUCCUGCAGCAGAUGACGGGUAUUACUCCCAUCUUAGUUUAUCUGGAGCCAAUCUUUGAGAAAACAGCUGUCUCACUGGAACCCAAGUAUGAUGCAGCUAUAGUGGGAUUUGUUAGACUGGUCAUUGGUGUGAUUGCAGGCUUUUUAAUGGACAAAGCUGGCAGGAAAUCUCUGCUCUACAUAUCAGCAUUCAUAAUGUAUAUGGCCAUGCUGACAAUGACCAUGCACAUCCACAAAACACCAUGUGAUUCUGGGAAUGUAACCGUUGAAGUCCCAAAGGAGCCAUAUGGAGUCAUGACAGGUUUUGAGUUCAACUCUGGCACACUUAUCCCCCUCAUGAGCAUCAUCUUUAUAGUAGUUGGUUAUGCAAUAGGCUGGGGUCCGAUCACAUGGCUGCUGAUGUCGGAGAUCCUGCCGAUGAAAGUGCGUGGCAUUAUUUCAGGCGUGUGUGUAAUGGUCAGCUAUGCCACUGCUUUUUUUCUGACACAAUUCUUCAUGUGGGCAGUAGAUGCACUUGGACUCUACACCCCGUUUCUGUUCUUCAGUGUAAUCUGCGUGAUGAGCAUCAUAUUCACAGCCAAGUGUGUGCCUGAAACAAAAGGGAGAACACUGGGGGAAAUUGAGAACUAUUUCAGAACUGGACGCACCUUCACCAUUGCUGAGAGUUAGCUUUACUGC
Messenger RNA from Neoarius graeffei (lesser salmon catfish), 1488 nucleotides. RefSeq names its product solute carrier family 2, facilitated glucose transporter member 6-like. Gene Ontology annotation, biological process: transmembrane transport. Gene Ontology annotation, molecular function: transmembrane transporter activity. NCBI's taxonomy places the organism in Eukaryota, Metazoa, Chordata, Actinopteri, Siluriformes, Ariidae. The record is from RefSeq and is a predicted model, not a curated record. The coding region runs from base 1 to 1479 and encodes 492 amino acids. The transcript has 10 exons. Gene Ontology annotation, cellular component: membrane.